CCGUGAGCAGCUCGCAGACUUCGUGCGAGACGGGUUUCUGCUUCUGCAGCCAUCUGUUCCCGGUGGCGACGCCUUUCACGAGCGAGUCUGGGAGGCAGCCCAUGACAUGUACAGAUCGGGCGAAUUCGGCAAUAAUCUCCUUUCUGACUGCCCCGAGCUGGACUCGGUCUUGGAUGCACCUGAGAUCGCUGGCGCACUCACGGCACUCCUCGGCGAGGACUUCGCGUUGCAGCCGCAUCGACAUUGCCACGUGUCGAUGGCGCACGGCGUUGGCAACCAGUUUUUCCACCAGGAUGGCUUCGAUUCGUUCAGGCAUAUGACUCCCACUGACCUCAUGGUCAUGUACUAUCCGCAGGCAGUCUCCGCUGGAAUGGGGCCUACAGCCGUCUUGCCUGGUUCGCAAUACUGCCGCGAGAGUCCUGCAGGCCACCAGGUGGAGCGCAUUCUCACGCUUGGGCAGCCAGGCGGGUGCAUAGUAAUGCAUUUCCACCUAUGGCACCGGGCAACUGCCAGGCUCGAAGAAGGGCGUGCCCGUUACAUGUUCAAGUUCCAGUUCCGGCGUACGCGGCCCUUUCUGCCGGUGCCCAUCCCCUUGUCGUUUGCUGUCAGCGGCGAAAACCCCUUCACUGCUCCGGGAUAUUGCGGAGACGACGACAGCCACACCGUUGCCUGCGCCGCAGUCUGGGCCGCCCUCAGCGGCAAGCCGCUGCCCAGAGAGGCUGCGGUUGCUCUGCAGGGCAUCUCCCGCAGCGACGCUGGCACGUGUGUGCUGAAGGCUGGCUCUCGUGUGGAGCUCGGAGUCGCCAGCGGCACGGUGUCUACCGCAGAGGUGCUCUCGGUGCUGGCCCCAGCGUGGGCGUGGGCGGCUCAGAAGGCGGAGAGCGACAGCGGCGGUCAUGUCUCUGCCCAUCCCAGCGGAGACGGAGCAUUCAAAGCCUACACUGAUGCAUUAAUGGACGUCGCUGGCGCCUUGCAGGUCUCCACUUUCGAGGGGGGCCCACCGGCCUUUAUCUUUACGGCGCCCAAGAGCACCAUGAUGGUGCACCCCUUUGAAGAUGAGUGGCGUUUGGAGGUGCUCAGCGCGUUUCCGAUGUUCAUGCCAGUCGAGGCAGUUCUCUCAGAGCUCGUGCCGCUCGUUGCACCGACGCAGUGCGUCCGAACACAGACCCGCGCGCUGAUCAGCCUCUAUGUGCUGCUGGAGUGUGUGGCGUUUUGGCAGGCGUGGCUGACAGCGGCCAAGGGGACACACCAGCCGGCGGAGCUCCUGAAGGGCCGCUACACGCUGGCCGAAGCCCUGCGCUGCAUCGGCCGAUUUGGUCAUCCGCUGGUGGCGAAGGCGGCGGCGGACCUGAUCGGAGUGGGGGCACAGGCAGAGCUCGUCUGCGGCCCCAACUGGCGCGGCAAGUUCUGCAGGUUUGUGGAGCGACGCCGGAG
This is a messenger RNA of Prorocentrum cordatum, 1434 nucleotides long. The record is from the annotation of a GenBank genome assembly. NCBI's taxonomy places the organism in Eukaryota, Dinophyceae, Prorocentrales, Prorocentraceae.